UUUUCAACUACGCUCCUCCCACUCCUACAAUGGCAGCUCUAAAGUCAGCAAAAGCAGUCCCCAGCCCCACUGCAAAAGACUAUGAACCUGCUAAGAGAACUGGUCAUUCUACAGUAAUAGUAGGAGACUGUCUUUAUAUUUGGGGUGGGGAGAGAGAUGACCAUCCUAAAGUACACAGUAUUGAGAUAGAGAGAAAAGAUUCAUCAUUUGUGGAGGUACUUCACCUUCCGACCGGUAGGUGGGAGCAGAAACCUACCACUGGUGAUCCUCCACUGGGUAUCAUUAACUAUGCAGCUGUUGCUAUUGGGAAUGAGAUAUUCUAUUAUGGAGGACGUUGUAGUCAUUAUGGUCGCUAUGAUGAUAAUGUUUUUACAGUUUAAAUGUUGAUACUCUCAAAUGGAGGAAAUUUGUACCUACUAAUCCUAAGGAUGGUCCUAAGGAGAAGGAUAAUUGUGAAUUGCUACAGGUCAGUGGAUCUCACCUAAAGUUACUGGAGAUGAUAUUACUGAAAUUGAUUACUUUAAUCUGAUGUCAGUAGAUGACACCAGUGCUAUUUUACUUCAAGAUGAUGAUAGUAAUAUCAAAACAAGGGCAGUCUGUCUCUUGAUACUCGUCCGAUACACCGUACAUGUGUUGGGAGGCUAUGAUGGCACAUGAGUGAGUUAACUCACUCUCAUCCUAAGAGAAGAGAAGGACAAUAACAUCAGUGAGAGAGAGAGAGAGAGAUUACAAUGCACAGUUGGUUAUAAUAGCUCACUAUUCUUCAGCCAUCAUGCCCAAGAACAAUAUUAUGAACAGGAACAAUAGAGUAAACUAUCAAUUAUCGGACCCCACCCAUGUUCGGACGGCUCUUGCCAGCUCUGCAAAAGAGCAACCGCAUUUCCUUAUGUAUCAAACUAAGCAUUACUUUUAGCUUUGUAAUAGGUUUCUUGAAAAAGAAAGCAAUGUGCCUCUUGCAUGAAAUUAUACUAAAAAUAAUGUACCUUUCUGAUAUUAUGGAAUAUCGGACAAAAUCAUAUAAUUCCGUACAGUGCAUUUUUUACUACAAACCCAACUGUUACUUAUCACCACCUGGAUAACAUUAAGAGUCUCUGUAUAAUGAAAUAAAAGAGCACCUUGAGACCUGCUAUCUCCGUCGGACAUGGGUGGGGCUAUAACAAUUAUUAAUUAAUUAAUUAUCGUAGAUCCUCGUGCUGUCUGUUUGCUGACUACUCUGUGUAAAAAAGUGUCUUUACGGCUUUAAGCUGCUGUAUUUCAAGAGAUUAGAAUUAUGGCUGUAGCAGACCGUACCUUUCGUUCCUCACGUGCCACAUCUACAUCAGUACGAUGAUCCAAGUCUGACUCUCCUGAGAGACCACAGGUUUACAAAGAAGCGUAUACAGCAGAUAGACUUUGGCUAGCAUACGAAGGAGUCAAUGAUGGUCGCUUAUCAGUCAGACAUGCUGCUGAGAUGUAUAAUGUGUCAAAGUCUACAUUGUGUGAUCGAGUAACAGGCCAAGUAAAAUUUGAUACACUCAGUGGGCCUUCUUGGUAUCUUAACGAUAAGGAUGAGGAGGAAUUGGUUAAAUUUGUAUGUCAAUGUUCAAAGACUGGUUACGCUAAGGCCAAGAAGGAAAUAUUAGCCAUUGUUGAGGAAAUAUUAAGAUCAAAAGGCAACCCUAUUUAAGUGUCUAAUGAUUACCGGGUGGGAAAGUUUUAGGAGUGAUAAGGCCAAGAAGGAAAUAUUAGCCAUUGUUGAGGAAGUAAUAAGAUCAAAAGGCAACCCUACUCAAGUCUGGGCUUGCCCCAGUGACUAUAAAUUGCACUAGCUCGCCCCAACCAUUCAUAUUGAGAUAGAAAUAUUAAUAGAAAAGUCUGUGCUGGGCGUGCUUUCUUUCUCUUGUCUAAUUAAGCCUAGUCUUAGAUCUAGUCAAUAGUUAUGGGUAGUACUAUCUCUGCAGCAAGAGACCUGUUAAAGAAAGAUGGAGAGAAAGCAGAACUUGAGCAGCAGUUGGAGAUACUGGAGAAAAUGGUGAAUGGGCGCUUGGACAAGGAAAUGGAUAACAUACUGCAAGGAAGGAAAGGAAACCAAGAGAUACAGACUGGGACUAUCGUCGCGAUACAUCGUCAAAUAAACAUCACUGAUUCUACAAAACAGGAACUGGACGAGUGUCUGUCUAAAUCCCUUCAUGAAUUUUUCAGCGGAGGGGACUACAUUGAUGGGAUAACUAGUAUAAUUAAGCUUGGAGCUGAUACUGUUCUAGGUAAUGCGUCAAUUGGAGAGUACGAGACAUCAGAUAUGUUCAUCAUUUGGAAUUCAAAUGCACUCAUACGUUGCGAUGCUUACUAUUAUCGUUGGAAUUUUAUAUCUAAAGGUGUUAUCGAAGAUGCAGAUGGUUGCACUGGCGUACUUCUUGUUCAACGUGUCAUUAAUGCCACUAAAGUUGAUCCACAAGUGCUGACUUGGGCUAUAACAAAUCAAGUCAAGAAACAUCAUAGUUCAAAAGAUGACAUGAAGGAUGGUGACAUUGAAAAGCUAGCUACUGAGGCUAUUGAUUCUGCUAUGAAAGUUCUUGAGAAAGUUGUUGGGUUUCAAGUUAAAGUGAAACUCAUAGAAGAUGGCCAAAUUAAUAAAUCUGGUGACUGAUAUUGUUUUUUUAUAGUUACAUUUUAAUAGAGUAGAGUUUAAAACUUUUUAUUAUAGUUAUUUUGAGCUAUUUCUUAUAACAUUAGUAGUGAUUGAAUUAUAGUAAUAAUUAUAAUAUCUGAUUUUUGAGAGAAAA
Molecule: messenger RNA, 2762 nt
Organism: Amphimedon queenslandica
Lineage: Eukaryota; Metazoa; Porifera; Demospongiae; Haplosclerida; Niphatidae
Exons: 5
Coding region: 1919-2626 (235 amino acids)
Source: RefSeq, a predicted model, not a curated record